AUGCUGGGAGAGAGAUUUUCUCUUUCGCUCUUGCUUUCGCCCUUGCCCACUGAUGCGGCUGCUACGGUCUUUCAACUAGCUUCUUGCAUUCCUGCCAGUCUGGCCGCGCCGGUGCUUCGAGAGCUUGCUGUGAAGAACUAUGGUCUGCAGCUCUCCACGCAGAACGCAGACAAUGUCAUCUGGAAGCUUGAGCAUUACUUGCCAGCGGUUUUCAACACACCGUCAGUCUCUGCCAGCUUGCCACCGCUCCUGAAAAGCUUUCAGAGCCUGGCACCUUCUGCAACUUUGGUGGAAGUACACAACCGCAGGCAGACGUGUCCGUUCUGCCCAGACACGCCCCAACUUAAGGCCCGAGAAUGCGUGUCCCAGGCCGUGGUCCCCAACAAUCUUCCGCGGCACAAGUCUCUGCAUGAACAUCGUUUUCGUGUGUAUUCGUUGGAUGCUGGUGUGCAGUACGCAUCCUUUCAGGAAGCCAGCUGCCCAUCUUGCAACCGCUUUUACAUCAAUAAUUGGUGUUUUCGCAAGGGACAAGCACGCUUUGGGCAUAUAGCCGACGCGCAGUACCUCUACAAGGAUGCUUUGUCCACAGGUCUCUUCGUCAUACCAAAGUACCGUUCUUACUUCGCAGUCGAGCUGACACUGUUGCAACAUGUUUCGGACACCCUGCAUUUUGCUGCGGGGUCUUUGCGUUCUGCGGUUUUGCUUUGGGCCAAGCGGCACUCAGAGCAUUUUCAGCACAGCUUGAUAUUCGGAGAGGAUUUUACUUUGUUGCCGCACGUCGAAGACGACAUCCUCAUGGCGUGGUACACGUGGAAUGCAGUCAGGCUUUCCGGUAUCCUGCCGAGACAGUUGACCUGGAACUUUCAAUCUGGGUUUGACGAGUCUUUGCAAUCACACGUGCCACUUAUACAUCAGCUCCACAUGGAUCGUGUGGCAGAACACAUGAAACUGUGUCCCCACUGCAGCAAUAGUCCGCUGCUCGUCCUCGACGGCAAGCACGGUGCUCGGCGCAUGAUUUGCGCCGGCCUGCAAGGCACACAACAGUAUGCUUCCUUGGGCGUCACCUUCGACACUGGUUGCACCAACUUCGCGCCACCGGGGCAGUUGCACUGUAAGAGAUGUCGUCAGCAAACUGACGUCCAGCAAUCGCUUCUGAAAGACUUCGAGAAGCGUUUGUUGGUCAAAAGGACAGAUCAUCGGAAUUUGCGGAGCCGGCCGAUGCAAGUCAAGGGACCAAGACGUACUGCCAAAUGGUUGAAACCUCGGUAUGAGUGUGCAAAAGCGAAGGCCAAACCUCAGAAAACCACUUUCCGAUGUCCUGUCGACAAGGAAUAUUCAGAGCCGUCCAAACGCCGCAAGACGACAGGGGGGAUUUUGACCUGUGUCACAAGCUGUGGCUACAUGGCAGACUUUGUCGAAAUGUGGCGAGGUGAACAGCUUGAGCUCGUCUACGCCUUCUCCUUGAGCUUUCUGAAAGACAUGACUCAGCGUGGUGUCGUCGUCCGAUGCUUGGCUUACGACAAUGCUUGCCAUCUGCUGCAAAAGGCGCGAGAGAACAGACACGUGGCAGGCGACAUCAGUCGAAGUUUCGCUUCUGAUCUCGCCAUUGUCUUGGACAACUUUCAUCGCGACAAUCACAAGUGGUGCUUGCAGCACCUGCCUGAGGUUGAUCCCAAGCAUCCAGACAAUACAGGUUUGCUCGCAGGCAAAAACACGCAAGCAUGUGAGCAGCUGAACUCUUGGAUCACGCACCGCACCAAAUCCAGUUUGGACAUGCCCCCUGGCCGCUUUCAAGUCUUUUGGUGGACGAUCCUCCUCGAGCACAAUGCUUGGAUUCAAGAAGAAGCGGCCGCCGCCCGCCGACGCGCCGCACGACGCGCAAAGGACCCAAGCAGCCCCUCGGUUCCUGGAACACUGGAGCUGUGA
Symbiodinium sp. CCMP2456 is the source of this 1926-nucleotide messenger RNA. Lineage: Eukaryota; Dinophyceae; Suessiales; Symbiodiniaceae. The record is from the annotation of a GenBank genome assembly.